CAAUUCUUGAUCCUCUCUGGCAAGGCGUGCGCAGACAUAGGGGCCGUGGACUCGCUGCGUUCUUACGUGCUAUUGGGUAUAUCAUUCCACUCAUGGACGAGGAAUACAGCAAUUAUUAUACCCGCGAGGUGUUUAGAGUGCUUACAAGAGAGUUUUCGUCUCCCGAAGACGAGAUGAAGAGGACCGUUCUGCGGAUUGUCAAGCAGUGUUGCUCAAUGGAGCUUGUGGACGGACGCCUGUUCAGAGAAGGCAAGAUUAUUGACGAAUUCUUUUCCAAUUUCUGGAACCGGCGCACGGCACUGGACACGCGAAUUGAGAGGAUGUGUGUGGACGCAUCCGUUUCGCUUGCCAACAAGAUCGGCCCGAACGGCGUAAUUGAGCACAUUCUGGUGCCCCUGAAGGACGAAUCAGAAGCGUUUCGGCGCAUGGCUGUUGAGACUGCUAGUAAAGUGGUCACCUCGCUAGGUUCCUUCGACCUGGACGACAGAACUGUGCAAAGGCUGCUGGAUGGUUUGCUCUUUACUUUCCAAAGACAAACCACCGACGACCGCGUUGUUUUGAACGGAUUCGGCAACAUUCUUGUGUCGCUAGGCGUUCGGGUCAAGCCGCACAUCAUGAACAUCAUGAGCGCGUUGCUCUAUCGCUUGAAAAACAAAACGCCAGAGGUUCGGCAGCAGGCUGCUGAUCUGAUUGCCCGCAGCAGCGUUGUGUUGAAGAUCUGCGGCGAGGAGGACCUGCUUGUUCGGUUGUCGUCGAUUUUGUACGAGGCGCUUGGCGAGGUGUAUCCUGAUGUUCUGGGCUCAAUUUUGCUUGCCAUGCGCAGCGUUAUCCAGAACUUGGGUGUUGAGAUGACAAAUCCGCCAAUAUCGCAGAUCCUAGCCACGUUGACUCCGAUCCUGCGGAAUAGACACGAAAAGGUGCAGGAGACUACCAUCAACCUGAUCGGAGACAUUGCCGACAAGGGCAAGGAGUACAUCAACCACAGAGAGUGGAUGCGGAUCAGUUUCGAGCUGCUGGAGAUGCUCAAAGCGCGCAAAAAACAGAUCCGCAAGAGCGCAAACACCACGUUCGGGCUCAUUGCGCGUGCCAUUGGGCCGGCAGACGUGCUGGUGACUCUACUUAACAAUUUACGGGUCCAAGAAAGACAGCUUCGUGUGUGCACUGCCGUCGCGAUUGGCAUCGUCGCAGACACAUGUUCGCCGUAUACGGUGCUGCCAGCGAUGAUGAACGAGUACCGCUAUUUCGACCGCAACGUGCAGAACGGGAUUCUAAAGUCCAUGUCGUUCAUGUUCGAGUACAUCGGCGACAUGGGGGCAGACUACGUGUAUGCGGUUUUGACGCUGCUGCAGGACGCCUUUACCGACCGCGACCUUGUGCAUAGACAGAUUGCCGCGACGGUGGUGAAGCACAUGGCACUGGGCUGUGCGGGGCUGGGGUACGAGGACGCGUUUGUCCACUAUUUGAACCUGAUUUGGCCAAAUGUGCUGGAAACUUCGCCGCAUGUUAUCAUUCGGAUUUUGGAAAGUGUGGAAGCCAUCCGUGUUGCCAUUGGAUACGGGAUGGUGAUGAACUACGUAGUUGCCGGACUGUUCCAUCCUGCUAGCAAGGUGCGGCACGCGUACUGGCAGGUCCACAACAGCAUGUAUCUGAACAACAGCGACGCUAUGGUUCCGUACUAUCCACGGCUGGAUCGGGUGGGAAAGGAGCUCAAAGCAGAAGAGCCGCGCGUUUGCUUUGAUAAAACAGAUUACAGCGUGAAGGAGCUGGAUUUGUGGUUGUAAAAUGCAAUGACACACAGACACCGCUAUUGUUAAUUUUAAAAUCUGAAACAUGGGGCUGUGCAGCGGUGAGGUAGCACAAGAUGGAGAGUUGCUGAAUCUUGAAAGAUUAUCAUGGAUGUUGGUUUGGGAGACGCCUAUGCGAGACAGCUGGAGAUGAGCAAUUUGCUGAGCGUGAGGAUCCAGUCUGUGCAAUCGGAAUCCAAGCAGCUGAUGCACCAUCUGGCAAAAGUGAAGCAGCAAGUGAAAGAUGCAACUCUUCAGACUAUGAGUGGCAAUUGCACCACCAUCGAUCGCGUUCAGUUCCGUCCCUACCGAACGCUGCGAGGCCAUUUUAACAAGGUGCUGGCGCUCAGCUGGCACCCCGACAACAGGCAUCUGGCGACCGCUGCGCAGGACGGGUUUCUACUCUACUGGGAUUCUGUCACGGGGCUCAAGAAGGGCCUGAUCCGGCUGGACGACCCGUACGUGAUUUGCACCGACAUCUCGCCCAACGGUCACCUGGUGGCCACCGGCGGGCUUGAGAACGCGUGCAUAGUGUACAAGUUGCAUUCUUCCCAGAACGCAGAGAUACAGCAACGAAACUCGAUUGUCUCCAUUUUCAAGGGCCACAAGGAGUACAUCAGCGACCUGAGCUUUGUGGGGAACUCCCAGGUCCUCACAAGCUCCGGCGACAAGUCCAUACUUCUUUGGGACAUGGAGAAAGGCACCAAGUCUGUCACGUUCAACGGCCAUCUUGGAGACGUUUUGGGCCUAUCCAUGUGUCCGACAGACAGCAAUCUGUUUGUUUCGUGCUCCUCGGACCGGCUCUCCAAUCUGUGGGAUAUCCGAUGUCCACUCAAUAGAAGACAGUUUCAGAUCUCGCUGACCCACGACUCGUCCGCGGUCAAGUUUUUCCCAGAUGGCUUCUCGUUUGCCUGCGGCACCGACGACGGCGAGCUUAAGCUAUUUGACAUCCGCUCCGACUGCGAGCUGGCCAGCUACCCUGUCAAGAUGGUCCACCAGCAUGUGCGGCCGCACAAGACGGAGGAGCUCUCGAUCAGCGACUCUGCAUCGUCGCUGCGUCUGAGCCGCAAGUCGUCGAUGGUCGCGGCGCUGGACAACCCCGGCGUGCUGUCCAUAGACUUUUCCCGAAGCGGACGGCUGUUGUUCGCUUCGUACGCCGAAUUCUCGUCGGUCGUCGUCUGGGACACCGUGAUGGGCACCGUUGUGGGCACGAUGGAUGGUCACCGCGACGCCGUGAGUGCGAUAAAAGUCUCGCCCGACGGGCUGGGCAUAGCGACCGCCUCGCGCGACCACACGAGCCGCAUCUGGUCGGUCUAGUAAUAAGCGCAUGUAUUGUAUACACUCGUAAAAUACAUCUACAUCUACUCUGCCCGCUUUUUGACGUAGUCCCAAAGACUCUUGAGCAACGUGUCUGGCAGCGUGAACAGGUCCAUGGUGAACUCGCCGUUCUCCACGUCGUUCUUGACGCUCAUCUCGGGCGUCUUAUUAUCGUUGAUCAUCUGCACCACGCCAAGAAGAUCGUCCUCGGACAGCUUCGUGAGGUAGUCUGCCAGUUGCUCAAGAUCGACGCCGCCCUUGGUGGCUGCGCCCUUCAGUUUUUUCGUCGUUCUCGAGUCGGCAACCGUGCCGGCCUUUCUCUUCGCUGCUGCCGCCGCGCCCGCUGCCUGACCUGAAGCAGGCGUCGCGCCUGAAGUCGCAGCCCCCGGCGUCGCAGACGCCUCGUUCGCGCUCGGAACAUACCCUGUCUUGGCAAGCUCGCUCAGCAGCGCAGGCUUGUUGGUGUUGAUCGUGAUUGGCGUGUCGAUAACGUACUUCUCCUUCAUGAAAUUGAGGUCGUGGUUAAUUUUCUUCUCGCCGCCCUUCUCCAUCACAGUCAGUGUGAUGGGAAUGUCGAACCCGCCCCAUCCUUGCUCUUCGAUCCUGAACGGUGGUUUCUUAAACGAACGCACCGGGUUCGCAAAUGUGGGAUGCAAAUGGUACGUCACCUUCUCGAACAAGGUCGCCGGCUGUUCCACGCCCUUGUCGUCCACAAGGGAGAUCUGGAUGGCCCAUUCUCUCAUCGGGAACCCUUCCUGCACGGGAGGAAUAUCCUUGAGGAUCUGUUGUGUAGUCGUCACUCUGACAGUUCUCUU
Messenger RNA from Ogataea polymorpha, 3916 nucleotides. RefSeq lists its product as uncharacterized. Gene Ontology annotation, cellular component: catalytic step 2 spliceosome; U2 snRNP; U2-type prespliceosome. Bases 93 to 1781 code for a protein of 562 amino acids. The record is from RefSeq and is a predicted model, not a curated record. Gene Ontology annotation, molecular function: mRNA binding. Gene Ontology annotation, biological process: spliceosomal complex assembly. NCBI's taxonomy places the organism in Eukaryota, Fungi, Ascomycota, Pichiomycetes, Pichiales, Pichiaceae. The transcript has a single exon.